Messenger RNA from Enhydra lutris kenyoni (northern sea otter), 6015 nucleotides. Its product is annotated as calpain 15. Lineage: Eukaryota; Metazoa; Chordata; Mammalia; Carnivora; Mustelidae. The coding region runs from base 1448 to 4702 and encodes 1084 amino acids. Gene Ontology annotation, biological process: proteolysis. Gene Ontology annotation, cellular component: cytoplasm. Gene Ontology annotation, molecular function: calcium-dependent cysteine-type endopeptidase activity. The transcript has 12 exons. The record is from RefSeq and is a predicted model, not a curated record.
GUUCUCCUAUUUAAGCCAGGCACAGGGGGCAAGGGGUGGUUCACAAAGCAGGCAAUGAUGAGUCAUUCCUUAAAACUGGCCAGAACACGGGUUGCGUGUCUCAGCACAGGGUGUUCUGCAUUUGGCCCACCUUGCCUCCAGCAUGUACGUCCCACCCCUGAGGGUCCCUGAGCCCCAGUCCCACUAGAAUCCCCAGUCUAUGAUUGGGCCAUUUGGGUCCCAAAGCAGAGAACUCCAUAGGCACAGGGAUGCUUGAACCAUUGCCUCCCACCACCGCCAACAGACACUGUUCCCAACCCUUGUUCAGGAGGCUCCUCUCCAACACGGAGCAACUCCAGUUCCGAAGACUGUUCCUGACCCCUGUUGGGAUGACUGGGCUUUCUCCCCGCCCCUCCAACAAGAGGCCUUGGCCCCUCCCCGGGGAAGGCAAUGCUCCUACACCCCCGACCGCCGCGUAGACCAUGACUCUGAAACCUGCAGUGAGUGGGCAGGGAUCUCCCUUCGGUUUCAGCUGUUCUCCUUAGGAGGUUAGGGGCUGAGGACCACCAGUCCAACAGCCAACCCAGCCAGUGUCCAUGGUGGGUGGGGGCGAGCUGUGGUUACUGAGGCCCCCCCACCAGGUGAUUGCCCUUGACUGUCCACUCAUGUGAUUCCACAGCCACACAAUUUCACCAUUCAGGUGAGGAAGCUAGGGGCAGGCCAAGACACUGUACAGCUCUGUCCCCAGAAGCUUGCUGCUUAGAGGGCUCAGGAAGCAACUCCGCUCCUGCUGCAGCUACUGGAGAGUGAGAGGGGGUUGCCAGGGAGCACUGAGCUCUGUCCCUGUAGGUCCUACUGAGGUCAGCUGACUUUCUGGGCACUUAGAACAAACAUGACCCAAUUUUACACUUGGGAAAUUCGGCCUAAUCUGGAGGCACUGCCACUCUCCCUGAAUCCCUCUUAGCAGACAUGCCUUGCUUCCGUGUCUCUCUCACGACCAGUGCCCCCCGAGCGCCCAAAAUUUCUCCGGGCUCUGCCCUCAGCGUCCCGUCUUCCCGCCCUACAGCCUCCCGCGCUGCGCUAGCAUCCGGCGAGCCGCCUCGCUGCAGGUCUGGCUGUCUCCCAAACAUACAGGCUGCGCGGGGCCUCCGGUUCCGUGAGUGCUGGUUGUGAACGACCUCAAGCUGCCCAGAGGGACCUUGAGGCGAGAGGUUUGACCUAGGAGGCUCUUUUGUCAAUUCGGCGUUGGGCGGGUGGGUCCGGUUCAGAGGCCCCCGCAGAGCGACACCGGCCUCCCAGGGUUAGGGGUCUUCCCGCCAGGCACCGGGCCGAGCGCUCCGCGGAUGCCGGCACGUUCCGCCGUCUUUUACCGAGGAGGAAACCGAGGCCCACGGAAGUAAUGUGACCGGGUCACGCUGGAAGUGCCAAGGCCGCGUCUCCACCCAGCCACACACACUCGCCCGGGUCCAUGGCCACAGUUGGGGAGUGGUCGUGUGCGCGCUGUACCUUCCUGAACCCGGCUGGCCAGCGCCAGUGCUCCAUCUGCGAGGCCCCGCGGCACAAGCCUGAUCUCGACCACAUCCUCAGGCUCAGCGUGGAGGAGCAGAAAUGGCCCUGCGCCCGCUGCACAUUCCGGAACUUCCUGGGCAAGGAGACUUGUGAGGUGUGUGGCUUUGCCCCAGAGCCUGUGCCUCGUGCCUCCCUGCUGCCUGUCAUCAACGGGGUCCUGGCGGAGCCCAGGGGCAGCUGCAAGGAGGAAGCCGGUCCCGGGAGGACAGUGGGGCUGGUGUCUGCAGAGCCGGCCCGGGGGCAGCCCGAAGACGAGGAGGAGGAGGAAAAGAAGGAGGAGCAGGAGGGGGCGGCCGAGCCCGGGAGCGGCUGGACCUGCCAGCGCUGCACCCUGCACAACACGCCUGUGGCCAGCUCCUGCUCCGCCUGCGGGGGCCCCCGGAAACUCUCGCUGCCCAGGAUCCCUCCUGAGGCCCUGGUGGUCCCCGAGGUCGUGGCCCCUGCUGGCUUCCACGUUAUAGCUGCCCCAGCCCAGCCCGGGGAAGGCGCCGAAGCUGACCCUCCCUCUGCCACCGACCAGGAGCCCCCCCGGGCACCCUCCUUCAGCCCCUUCUCACCUACCCUGCAGAACAACCCAGUGCCUCGUAGCCGCCGUGAGGUACCCCCCCAGCUGCAGCCACUGGUGCCUGAGGCUCCCCAGCCUUCUUCCUCUGCCGGCUCCAAGGGCCUCCCCCAGGGCCCGGGGCGGACUGCGGCCGGAGCCUCCCGCCUGGCGGAGCUGCUGUCCAGCAAGCGGCUGGGCAUGCUGGAGGAGGAGGCCCCCGAGGGCAGCCCGGCACGGCCCCGGUGUGGCUCCUGCUCUGCGCCCGGGCAUUCCAGCCCGGCCCGCUGCGAGGCCUGUGGUGCCGCGCCCAGCAGCGAUGUCAUCGACCUGGCGGGGGACGCGGUGCGCUACAAGCCGGCCGGCCCCUCCAGCCCGGACUUCACCACCUGGUCGUGCGCCAAGUGCACGCUCAGGAACCCCACGGCGGCCCCCAGGUGCACAGCCUGUGGCUGCUCCAAGCUGCACGGCUUCCAGGAGCACGGCGAGCCCCCCGGCCGCUGCCCGGACUGCAGCGCUGACAGGUCUGGGCCCUGCUCCGCCCACAGGCCUGGCGGCCCCCUGCCCGCACUGCCCGCCGAGCGCCCGAGCCCGUGGGCCUGCCCUGCCUGCACUCUGAUCAACGCGCCACGGGCCAAGCACUGCGCCGCCUGCCACACGCCCCAGCUCCUGGUGGUCCAGCGCCGGGGCGUGGCGCCCCUGAGGCGCAGGGAGAGCAUACACGUGGAGAAGCGGCGGCAGACGGACGAGGGGGAGGCCAAGGCCCUCUGGGAAAACAUCGUGGCCUUUUGCCGGGAGAACAGCGUGAACUUCGUGGACGACAGCUUCCCCCCUGGGCCCGCAUCCGUGGGCUUCCCUGCGGGCGACAGCGUCCAGCAGCGUGUGCGGCAGUGGCUGCGUCCCCACGAAAUCAACUGCUCCGUGUCCAGGGACCAGAGCACCUCGUGGUCUGUGUUCCACACCCUCCGGCCCUCGGACAUCCUGCAGGGGCUGCUGGGGAACUGCUGGUUCCUGAGUGCGCUGGCCGUGCUGGCCGAGCGGCCCGACCUGGUGGAGCGGGUGAUGGUCACGCGCAGCCUGUGUGCCGAGGGCGCCUACCAGGUGCGGCUGUGCAAGGACGGCACGUGGACGACGGUGCUGGUGGACGACAUGCUGCCCUGUGACGAGGCCGGCUUCCUCCUCUUCUCCCAGGCUCAGCGGAAGCAGCUGUGGGUGGCCCUCAUCGAGAAGGCGCUGGCCAAGCUGCACGGCUCCUACUUUGCCCUCCAGGCAGGGCGCGCCAUCGAAGGCCUGGCCACGCUCACCGGCGCCCCCUGUGAGAGCCUGGCGCUGCAGGUCAGCUCCACUAACCCCCGCGAGGAGCCCGUUGACACUGACCUCAUCUGGGCCAAAAUGCUGAGUUCUAAGGAGGCUGGGUUCCUCAUGGGUGCGUCCUGUGGCGGGGGCAACAUGAAGGUGGACGAUGCUGCCUACGAGAGCCUGGGCCUGCGUCCCCGCCACGCCUACUCCAUCCUGGACGUCCGCGAUGUCCAGGGCUCCAGGCUCCUGCGCCUCCGGAACCCGUGGGGCCGCUUCUCCUGGAAUGGCAGCUGGUCAGACGAGUGGCCGCACUGGCCGGGGCACCUGCGCAGCGAGCUCAUGCCGCACGGCAGCAGCGAGGGCGUCUUCUGGAUGGAGUACAGCGACUUCAUCAGGUACUUCGACUCCGUGGACAUCUGCAAGGUGCACUCGGACUGGCAGGAGGCGCGUGUGCAGGGCUGCUUUCCCAGCUCUGCCAGCGGGCCGGUGGGGGUAACUGCUCUCACGGUGCUGGAGCGCGCGUCCCUGGAGUUCGCCCUCUUCCAGGAGGGCAGCAGGCGCGCAGACUCGGUGGACAGCCACCUCCUGGACCUGUGCGUCCUGGUGUUCCGCGCGUCGUUCGGCAGCGGGGGCCGCCUGAGCCUGGGCCGCCUGCUCGCCCACAGCAAGCGCGCCGUCAAGAAGUUCGUCAACUGCGACGUGAUGCUGGAGCCCGGCGAGUACGCCGUGGUGUGCUGUGCCUUCAACCACUGGAGCCCCGCCGCGCCGGGCCCCCCGGCCAGCACGCAGGCCUCCAGCCCCUCGGCGGGGGUCCCGCGCUGCAGCCCGCAGCCGCCCGGCCAUGUGCUGGCCGUGUACAGCUCGAGGCUGGUCAUGGUGGAGCCCGUGGAGGCCCAGCCGACCACGCUGGCCGACGCCAUCAUCCUGCUCACCGAGAGCCGGGGCGAGCGGCACGAGGGACGCGAGGGCAUGACCUGCUACUACCUGACGCACGGCUGGGCGGGCCUCAUCGUGGUGGUGGAGAACCGGCACCCCAAGUCCUACUUGCACGUGCAGUGUGACUGCUCCGACAGCUUCAACGUGGUGUCCACGCGCGGCAGCCUGCGCACGCAGGACAGCGUGCCCCCGCUGCACAGGCAGGUCCUGGUGAUCCUGUCCCAGCUGGAGGGCAACGCGGGCUUCUCCAUCACCCACCGCCUGGCGCACCGCAAGGCUGCGCAGGCCUUCCUCAGUGACUGGACAACCUCCAGGGGCACCCACAGCCCCCCUCUCACGCCCGAAGUCGCUGGCCUGCAUGGCCCGCGGCCUCUGUGACCACCCCACCUUCCCAGCCCCCCACGCGCACUUUAUGAGGGAGACCCCAACAGAGGACGCUUGAAUCAGAAUCUCAGGACCCCGCCCAGGGAGCCACUAGCUGUAGUAGCUUCCCCUAGGCCUUCCUCCCGCCCCUCCCUCCUGCCCAGAGCCUCCCAGCCGCAGAGCAGAAUACCUCGAACCCGCCUGGAGCGGCCGGGCCUGUGCGCCCGGGCCUGUGCGCCCGCCUCUGGGACCAGCCGCCUGCAGGCAGGGUUCAGACGGCCCCGGCCACAGUGAGGCUUCUCUUUCCCUAGGGGCCGGGAGCCUCCUACCUGGAGGAGGCUGCUCGGAGCCUUGCUCCUAGAACCGAAUCUGGGCAGGUCAGAGGCCAGGACCCCAGAGUGGGAGCAGGGGUCACUCCCUUGCAGGGGUCAGGCUGGACCCCCAGGGUGAACAGCAGCCAUCUCCUCUGGGAUGGAGGCUGGAACCCCAGAGUGAGCAGGGACCACCCCCUCAUGAGACAUGACAACAGGAGCCUUCUGUCCCCAGCUUGUCCCCAGAGCACAUUUCCCUGCCCCCUGGCCUCCUCAAGGCAAGCAGGGGUCCCCGGAGUCCCAGCGGCGUGUCCCGGGAGGCAGGUGGCUGGCGGCCACGGGCUCAGGGCUGGGAUGGGGAAGGUCCCAGCUGCCCCUCUGACGACACUAUGCAAUUCCUGGACCGCCUGCCAGGAGUGAAGAAGCCAUGCCCUGGGGGCUGGAGGCCAGGGGCUGUGGGGCAGGGUCCAGCCAGGCCCCGGCCCCGGCCUGCUGUGAGGCGAGGUGGUUUGUCCUCACACCACCUGACCUCUGCCGGGAGGACCAGGGUCCGACAGCAAUCCUGGGCCUCGCUGUCCGGGCAGAGGUCGGCCCCAGCUCCUCCCCCACCUCAGAAGCCGAGGGAGUCGAGCAGCUCCGUGGCUGCUCGGGCAUCCUCCCUGGUGGCUGCUGUCAGGCCGGAGUCCCGCGUCUGCCCUUGGACAUCGGAGGCCAGCUUCCUGGGGGCCCGCCUGGCCUCAGUGUCCUGCUGUGCCCAGGCAGUGGGCAGCCCUGGAGCGCUUGGGGGCCUUUUACACCUGGAGAAGCAUCAGGACGCUUGCCAUUCCCUUUCGGGCCUCCUUUGUACCCCUCCUGUUACUCGGAGCUGUGAAUAUUUUUAACCCUGUACAUACGGCCAGCUCUUCUGACCCAGAGGCUAUUUUAUCACUUGUCAGUCCCCAUCCCUGCAGGAUGGUUCUCCUUGGGUGUUUCCAGACUCAGGCUCCAACGGACCAAAUAAAAACGUUUUGUUUUGUA